Molecule: messenger RNA, 699 nt
Organism: Condylostylus longicornis
Lineage: Eukaryota; Metazoa; Arthropoda; Insecta; Diptera; Dolichopodidae
Exons: 1
Coding region: 1-699 (232 amino acids)
Source: RefSeq, a predicted model, not a curated record
AUGGAUGUAAUGGAGGAUCCCCCAGACAACAAUUUGUAUAAUAAUUUAAAGGAUGUACUGACGAGCAGACAUUCCAUGAGUUUGGAGAGAAGAAUAAAGAAAUUAAUAUCGGACGAGGAGAUAGGAGACAGACGACCAUCAGAGUUUUUCCGUCACUUGAAGCAACUAGCAGGUUCAGCAGCUACACCAGGUGAGGAAUUCAUCAUGGAACUUUGGUUAAGUUGUGUUCCACACGUAAUAAACAUCGCUCUAAUUUCGCAAAACGUACAAGAUAUCCAAACCCUAUUAAUUUGGGAUGCAACGCAGGAUGCUAGAUCUGUGGUUGCGCGGAUCGCCUCAAAGUCUGAGGAGCUCAUCAAUCAAAACAAAAUGGCAAACCUGCAGGAAGAAAUUUGCUCCCUUAAGAAAAUAAUCGCUGAAUUAAAAAUUCAGAUGCUGAGCAUCGGAAGUCGCGAACCCGUUUCACAGAUAGGACUAAAAGUCGGACCCCUAGCAGAAAAAGAUUUAGGUCUACUGGUGCUGAUUGUUGUUUCCAUUUUCGAUUUGGAAAAAUGUCAGGUGUGUUGCGCCAUGCAAGCUGUUGGGAUGGCCAACAGUUCGGUUUCUUCAAGAUCAAGCCGUGUCUUCAUUAAAGAUAGAGAAAACCAUUUGAAUUUUUUGAUCGAUGCUGGGGCUGAUUUGUCUGGGGUUUUGCGGUGA